Messenger RNA from Rotaria sp. Silwood2, 2994 nucleotides. The record is from the annotation of a GenBank genome assembly. NCBI's taxonomy places the organism in Eukaryota, Metazoa, Rotifera, Eurotatoria, Philodinida, Philodinidae.
AUGACAGAGAUAAUCGGAGACGAUACUGUUCAAAAUACAUCAUCUGAAAUCAAAGAAAAUGCAAAUAUUAAUCCACUCUCAGACUCUGAUAAGACGAAUGAUAAUCAUAUUCAUGCUAAUAACAAUAAUCAAAAUGGAAUAAGUACUUUAUCUAUUGAUGUUGUUCGAGAUACAACAUCAGCAACCAGUAGUACUAGACAACGGACACCAAGCUCAACAACAAAAGAUGAAUGUAAAUAUAUAGGUGAUAUUUAUGAAGAUAAAAAACAUGGAAAAGGUGUCUUAUCUUGGCCUGAUGGUCGAAUGUAUACAGGCGCCUUUUUUGCUGAUAAACGACAUGGAUUUGGAAUUUUUCAUAAUCCAAAUAGUUCACAAUUCAAGGGUUUAUAUUGUCAUGAUGAACGAUUUGGUCCAGGUAUAUUAAUUUAUGAAUCUCUAAAAUGUGCUGAUGUUGGUUUAUGGUUAAAUGAAGAUCUUAUUCGUAUACUUUAUCCUCAUCCAAAACUCACAUUAGAUAUACGUAUAACAGAUAAAAAAUCUCAACAUUCAUCUUCACUUAUUAUUCCAUCAUGGUAUUCACCACAAGAAUUACUUUCAACUAUAUCUGAUCUUGAUUUUUUAUUAAAAAAUAAAUCUCCAACACUUUUUUGUAAUAAUAUUCAAUAUGAAAAUUCAUUGUUAACUCGAUAUAUUAUUGAACGUGCUGAUCGAGUACAAGAAGCAAUGCAAGAUAAACGUGAACAAAUAGAUGCUUAUUUAUCAAGUAUUUAUGAAAAAAAUGAUGAAAAAAUAUUAAAAGAAAAAAUUUUAAAAGAACGAACUCCAGAUAUAUUACCACCUAAUGAAACAUAUGAACAACAACAAUUAUAUUAUUAUGCUAAUAAAUUUUGGCCAUUUAAACAACGAGCAUCAUUUCCUAUUGAUGAUAUUUUUUCUAAUACUCGUUCUUCCUUUCCUAAGCCAGGUCCAUUAGAAAAUGUUUCAUUAAAUCUAUUUGAAUUAUCAUUUAAUGGUAAAGAAAAAGAUGUACGUAGUCUUCUAAUGCAACAACAUGUAUAUGUUGAUGUAUGUGAUUCUCAUGGUUUAACCGCUUUACAUUUUGCUACAUAUAAUGCACACAUAAAUGUUGUUAAUGUUCUUCUUGAUUUUGGUGCCAAUGUUAAUCAAUUAUCAGAUGAUGGUUUAACUCCACUUGCUCUUGCUUUUCUUCUUUAUUAUGGUAAUGAUCCUCAACAAACAAUUAAUACAGCUUUAGAACAUACAGAUCCUGUUAUUUUAAAUCCUCGAACAUCAAAUUUAACAGAAACAAAUAUAAUGACAUUAUCGAAACACAAUAUAACAAAUUCUUCAAAUAAUUUAACUAAUAAUUCAAAUAUAAUUAAAGAUGAUGCAAAAUUCUUAUCAUCAUUAGAAUCAAUGAGAAUAAAUGAUUCAGAUAAAAAAAAUUCAUAUGGAUAUGAAUUAACAGAUAAUCUUCGUGAACGUAUUCGUGAUGAAAAAUUUCGUGAAUCUAUUUAUUCUCUUAUUCUACUUCUUCUUCGUCGUGGUGCUGAUCCAUCACAUAGUGAUUGGCCUUUACCUAUACUUGCAUUAGCUGUUCGGGCUGGUGAUAAACAUAUGGUUGAAUUAUUAUUAAAGAAAAAAGUUCAAGUUAAUUGUCAAUUAGAUGCUAUUCGUCAUGCAGGCUUAACUCCAUUACAUAUCGCUUGUGGUUCUUCAUCAGAAAAUGCAAUUGAUAUUGUUCGACUAUUAUUAGAACAUGGUGCUUAUGUUAAUGCUGAAUCAUUAUCGGGUAAUAAAGAAUAUUUCUCACUUGUUGAUCCACUUAUUAUGAAUUCGAAUAAACGAAUUGAUACUCAACAACAUGGUCGUACACCUUUGCAUAUAGCAUGUACACGAGAAGCAACAUCAAAUACAUUAAAACUUGUUCGACUUCUUCUUGAAUAUCAAGCAAAUCCAAAUGCUGUUUGUAAUGGUCAAACACCACUUACACUUGCUAUUACUUUAGGCAAUCAACCUCUAGUUGAUUUACUUCUUGAUCAUGAAAGUACUGAUCCAUCAACAGUACUUGGUUUAGGAAAUGGAAAUGCAUUAUGUACUAUAUUAUCAACAUUUCACGAACCUGGUUGGACUUAUGCAAAACGAUUACAAUUAAUUGAACGUCUCAUAGAAAAAAACCCGAAAGUUCUUUAUCCUAUUCGAUUUGGUCCAAAAAAUAGUUUAGGUUCAUCAGUUGAUUUCGCUCAUUUUAUGUUUUCAGCUGAUACUCGAAUAUCUCAAACACCAUAUCAUUCAUUAACAAAUCAAGAACGUGUUAUUUACAGUGAACGAAAAGAAUUACUCACUCAUAUAGCUAAACGAUUUCGAGAAGAAGUUUCAAAAUAUGAAGAAUUUUUACGUUUACCAACACCAACAUUAGAUGGUUAUAAUCCAACGCCAAGUCCAGCUAAUCUAUUUUCACAAAAUUCAGUAUCACGAGCUUAUUCAUUUGUGACAGAAAAAACUCCUGAUGAUAAUUCAAAUACUAGAAUAACUGGUCAAUUUCGUUAUUGUGCUACAUGUGGUCGAAGUACUGGUGUACGACUUACUCUUUGUAAACGUUGUCAAAAAGCAUCAUUUUGUUCAAAAGCAUGUAAAAUAAAUGGAUGGAAUACUUUUCAUCGACAGGAAUGCCUUUCAACACCAAAGCCAACUAGUUCAUCAGAAAGGACAAUUGCAACAACGAAGAGUAUGUCAACAAAAACGAAGGACUUUAUAAGUUUGGAUCAUGGAUUAUUUAAAGAUAGUACUUUAUCGAUCAAAUCUCCAGCAAAAUCAAAUAAUAAUAGUAGAUUACCACCACUUUCAACAGCAAAAUUAUUAAGACAAAAACGAUUAAAAAAACUUGGAAAAUCAACUGGAAAUGUAUCAUCAAUGAUACCAAUUUCGUUAGAUGGUAUUCAAUUAUCAUGGAAUCCUACAUACAAUGCACCGGAAAACUACAGUUUUAAUUAA